This is a messenger RNA of Dictyostelium discoideum AX4, 513 nucleotides long. RefSeq lists its product as hypothetical. The transcript has 2 exons. Bases 1 to 513 code for a protein of 170 amino acids. The record is from RefSeq and is a predicted model, not a curated record. NCBI's taxonomy places the organism in Eukaryota, Evosea, Eumycetozoa, Dictyosteliales, Dictyosteliaceae.
AUGGUUAAAAAAAGUAAUAGAGAAGAAGACUAUAAUAUACUUUGUUUUACAAUUGUUAGUGGAAAAAUUCUUGAAGCAUAUGAUUCUAAUGGUUUGGCAGAUGGGUAUUGUAAAGUUGGAUAUUUAGAUGAAACUAAAACACCAAAUAAGGUUAAAUGGUUAUUAAAGACAACAGUAUGUAAUAAAACAUUAGAACCACAUUGGAGUUAUUCAGAAGCUUAUUGGGUACCAAAAUAUGUUACCCAAAUUCAAUUAGAAUUAUUUGAUCAUGAUAUAAUUGGUAGUGAUGAUUUCAUUGGUAGUGUUAUUGUUGAUAUAUCAAAUUUAAUAGAAGGUACACCUGAAGUUGAACAAUAUUCACUUGUUAAAAAAGAUGGUAAAACUAAAUCUGCCUCUGUAUUAUUUAUGAUUCAAAAGUGUCCAACAACUGAUGAAUUUAAAAUUCAUUGUAAAAAUGCUACAAAAUUAGAACUAAUUUCAAAUGAAAUUAAAAAAGAAACUAAUAAACUAUAA